Molecule: messenger RNA, 1802 nt
Organism: Onychostoma macrolepis
Lineage: Eukaryota; Metazoa; Chordata; Actinopteri; Cypriniformes; Cyprinidae
Gene: epm2a
Product: EPM2A glucan phosphatase, laforin
Exons: 4
Coding region: 64-1017 (317 amino acids)
Biological process (GO): protein dephosphorylation
Cellular component (GO): cytoplasm; nucleus
Molecular function (GO): protein tyrosine/serine/threonine phosphatase activity; protein tyrosine phosphatase activity; starch binding
Source: RefSeq, a predicted model, not a curated record
GUCAGUGACCGAAGACGCAUAGAGAUCAGUCCCGGUUACAGACACCUGUGUGUUUUACACGGCAUGGCUGUGUUCAGGUUUGGUGUCAUUCUGACCCCAGAGUGUUUGGAUAUCGAGGUGUUUGUACUGGGCUCUCGGCCGGAGAUGGGACACUGGGAUCCGAGCCGAGCCGUGAAGAUGAGUCCGAGCCGCUCGGUUCUGUCCACCUGUGAACCGUGUCUGUGGAUCGGAGAAGUGCGUCUGUCCCAGCCGCAUACAGAUAAACUGUGGUUUAAGUUUAUAAAGCGUGUCGAUGGGAACUUCAUUUGGGAAGGCAAUGGGCCACAUCAUGACAGGCACUGUGUGUAUGACGACAGUAACAUGGUGGACGGGGUAUACUGCCAUCCGAUUGGUCACUGGAUCGAAGAGACGGGCCACACAGAUGAGAUGAAACACACUACCAACUUCUACUUCAGCAUAGCGGGACAGCAAGCCAUCCACUUCUCUCAGGUGCUGCCACGUGUCUGGUUGGGCAGCUGCCCUCGACGGGUCGAACAUGUAACCCUAAAGCUGAAACAGGAGCUGGGUGUUACAGCAGUGAUGAACUUUCAGACAGAAUGGGACGUCAUAAACAACUCACAUGGCUGCCGGCGUGACCUCAGUCAGCCCAUGAGCCCAGAGACCAUGACGCUCCUGUACAAAGACUGUGGCCUUUCGUACAUCUGGAUCCCCACUCCAGACAUGAGCACAGAAGGGCGCACACAGAUGCUGCCGCAGGCCGUGUUCUUGCUCUAUGGACUGCUGGAGAACGGUCACACAGUAUAUGUUCACUGUAACGCAGGAGUGGGUCGUUCCACUGCGGCCGUGUGUGGACUCCUGAUGUAUGUGUUAGGCUGGGGACUCAGGAAAGUGCAGUACUACCUCACUGCCAGAAGGGCAGCAGUCUAUAUCGAUGAAGAAGCACUGGUGAGGGCUGAAAAUGACUUUCAUAUUAAGUUUGGACGACUCCGUCCAUCUGUCUGCAACCCAGAGACAUGAGAACAGUGCCCUCUACUGGAUGGGAGGACAAGGGGACUUCAGUUUAAUAAUGUCAAAGCAGUUAACAGCAUUUAAAAAAGCUUUCAAUAUUGUCACACAUUGAUUACUAAUAAUCCAGUGUUUUUUACAAAAUACCCCAAUAUGUUGUUUGUACACUGCCGUUCAAAGGUUUAGGAUCAGUAAGAUUUUUAAUGUAGAAGUUUCUUCUGCUUAUCAAGGCUGUAUCUAUUUGAUCAAAAAUACAGAAACAAACUAUAAUUUUGUGAAUUAUUACUGCAAUUUUUAUAUACUUUAAAAUAAAUUUAAUAUACUUUAAAAUAAAAUGUAUUCCUGUGAUCAAAGUUGAAUUUUCAGCAUCAUUACGCCAGUGUCACAUGAUCCUUCAGAAAUCAUUUUCAUCACAAUCAAUGUGGGAAACAUUUGUGCUGCUUAAUAUAUAUAUAUAUACUUUUUAUUUUUUUAUUUUUUUAUUUUAAGAAAUUAAUACUUUUAUUCAGCCAGGGUGUUAAAUUGAUUAAAAAAUGAUAGAAAAUAUUUCAAUUUUGAACAAAUGCUGUUCUUUUUAACUUUUUAUUCAUCAAAGAAUCAAAGAAAAAAGUAUCACAGUUUCUAAAAAUAUUAAGCAGCAUAACAGUUUCAACACUGAUAAUAAAUCAGUAUAUUAAGAAUCAUGUGACACUGAAGACUGGAGUAAUGAUGCUGAAAAUUCAGUGCUGCGUCACAUGUAUGUUAAAAUAGGAUACCAAUAUUAGAAAUUGCAAUAAUACUUCACAAUAUUACAGUUU